AUGUCCGAACCUCCCCCAUGCCGCUUCCUCGGCCUGAGCGCAGAGUUACGCAACGAGGUGUACGAGCUCGUCCUGAAGCAUCCAGGACCCCUGGAACUCUCAAAAGGAAUCGACCUCACCACGGGCAGGUUCGGUCAGCUUGUUCGCAACGAACGCGUAUACGUCGUGGGAGGAUUCCAGGGGGAUGAGGACUCUCGCCAGAACCUGGCUCUUCUCAGAACGACUCGUCAGAUCCAUGCCGAGGCGACGCCCAUUCUCUAUAGCAAGAACGAGUUCGUCGCCGUCGACAAGGACCCCCUCUGCUACUUUCUCAGACAGAUUGGGCCAUCUGUCCAAUUGCUACGCCAUGUGACCAUUGGCCACUGUACCAAGACAUCGCUUCGUUCCAUGCUGGUGUCGCUCAAGGGCGCAACUCACCUUGAUCGGCUCGAGUUCGCUUACUCUACUCGGAUUAUGGUUGGCGAUGCAGCACGGAUGGUAAAAGAGCUAGGCCCAUGGGCUCGUGCAUUCCACAGAAUGCGCAAAGCUAGCACGAUCCAAGGAGAACGCAACGUACUGGAUGUGCUAGAGUUUUCCGCGAAUGAUUGGCUCUCUGACGCUGACAAGGCCCGCGAUGCUGCAGCCGUGGUUGCCUUCAGCGCUCAGGUCAAGGCGGAGCUGCAGAAGACUCUGAAAGACUAG
Molecule: messenger RNA, 681 nt
Organism: Zasmidium cellare ATCC 36951
Lineage: Eukaryota; Fungi; Ascomycota; Dothideomycetes; Mycosphaerellales; Mycosphaerellaceae
Exons: 4
Coding region: 1-681 (226 amino acids)
Source: RefSeq, a predicted model, not a curated record